CGGGAGCGCUUCCAGCGGGAGGGAGAGACAACGAGGGCGGGGGAGCAACUGGAGUGGAAAAUUCCAGGCAGGAGGACGCGGGAGCGCUGCUGUCGCCAGCGCUGCCCUCCCACACGGCUUCGCAGGACCGCUCCUCGCUCACCCCGGCUCCCUCCGCCCAAGCCCGCACGGGCGGCUUCCCCGGCCGCGGGCGGAGUGCUCGGCUAACCCUGGUGCCGCGGCUCGGCGGGAGUAGGGGUGCGGAGCGGGGCUUCAGUGCUUUGCGCCCCCAACUGGCGUCGGCGGGCUGGGCGGUGCUGCCUUGCCUCGGGCUGCGGUGAAGCCCGCUGCCGGAGCGCCGAGCGCACAUUGUUCUAUCGGCCGCGCUCCCCGCGGCGCGGCCCGUCCCUCUCCCCUCCCUCCUCCUCCGCCUCCCGUCCCUCUCCCCUCCCUCCCCAGGUCCCUCCUUCCCUCGUCACCGGGCGCUCUAUAAAUCCCCUUCCCCGGCGUAUCCCCACACCGCGGGAGACCCUGGUACUUUGGCCCCUGGGGCGGGAGCCCACCACCACCGCCGCACCGCCGGGACUCUGCGCUCCCGCCGCUCGCCGCCUUUCCCCCCCCCACCUCCAAACCCGCCUCACUCUUUCCUCGCGGGGCUCCCUCGCACGGUUCACACCGGCCUCUUCCCUUCGCUACCCGAGCCACAAUGUCGGAAAAACGCGUCGAGGAGGCGCCGGCGGAGCUGAGCGCUAAGGAAAUGAAAGAAAAGAAGGAAAAACUCGAGGAGAAAACAGUCCACAAAGAAAAGAAGAAGGAGAUAGUAGAGGAUGAGGAAAAUGGAGCUGAAGAGGAUGAGGAAGAGAAUCCUGAUGAUGUGGAUGAAGAAGAAGGUGGUGAUGAGGAUGAAGAAGGAGACGAGAAUGGGCAAGAGCAGGAUGGUCAUGCAGAAAAACGAUCUGCAGAGGAGGAAGAGGAUGAAGUGGAUCCAAAGAGACAGAAAACAGAAAAUGGGUCUUCAGCUUGAGUCCUUCCCUUCCAUCUCCUAUGUUCCGUCCAUCUCUCCUCUUCCAUUCCAGCCUGUGCUUGCACUGUCUGUUAGCCUCUGGCUUCACACAAUCUCAGAUGAGGAAAGAUUAGAAAUGCUCUCUAACAGGGAAGACAGCAGUUUCCUUCUCGCCCGAAGACCCAGCCCACCCUUGACAUUCCCCAGCUGAAAUCAUUCCAGCCCCCCACAUCCCUUCAGCUGUGCCCCACUUACAAGUGAUCCUCUUCCCACAGGGAUCUCACCAUUUCCUGGGGUGCAGUAACCUUGCCAGGCCCGAAUGCCAGGCUCCUCACGUGGCAAGCACCUCUGCUUCCCUUUCCACUUGCCCUCCUCUUUUUGUCACUAGGAUGACUGAGAUUCUUGACAGCUUCUGCUCCCCAGACGUGCUGUCAGAUCCUCCCCGAGCACGGGGGGUUGCGGGCACAGAUCUCAUGGUGCGUUUUCCAGUCCUAAGCCGCCUCUCAUCCGCUUUCCCACUGAACCCUGAGAGACAAAGAAUAUUACAAGCAAAUAACGGUUCUAUUAAACCACACAUGGAAACAGAAUUUAUUUUAAGCUUUUUUUUUUUUAACUCAAGUUUACAUGACAGCAAGCUGGCCCUCGUGAAUUUUUCAGAAGAUAAGCCUUGUUUUUAUAUAUGAAUUUCAUCUGAACUGUGUACUUUUUUAAUUUGGAAGCUUUUUUAAAACAAAUUGAGGGAAACAAUUGGGGACCAAACUUUGAUUUCCAUGUCGUUGGGUUGUUUGUUUUUUUUUCCCUUCAGAUUUUCUUGUGACCGUUUUUUGUAAAUUAAAGGCAAUAUAGCCACAGCAUUUUCUAUGGCACAGACAUCACGAGGAUGAUAGAUAUAAAUAUAUAUAUUGUUUUCAACUAGCACUGUAAAUAAAAGCGUUUAAAAAGAUUUGAAA
This is a messenger RNA of Strigops habroptila (Kakapo), 1932 nucleotides long. It is a transcript of the gene PTMS, whose product is annotated as parathymosin. NCBI's taxonomy places the organism in Eukaryota, Metazoa, Chordata, Aves, Psittaciformes, Psittacidae. Gene Ontology annotation, cellular component: nucleus. Gene Ontology annotation, molecular function: histone binding. The record is from RefSeq and is a predicted model, not a curated record. Bases 686 to 1003 code for a protein of 105 amino acids. The transcript has 5 exons. Gene Ontology annotation, biological process: positive regulation of transcription by RNA polymerase II; negative regulation of apoptotic process.